Messenger RNA from Drosophila biarmipes, 2317 nucleotides. RefSeq names its product rac GTPase-activating protein 1 (gene tum). The transcript is spliced from 4 exons. NCBI's taxonomy places the organism in Eukaryota, Metazoa, Arthropoda, Insecta, Diptera, Drosophilidae. The record is from RefSeq and is a predicted model, not a curated record. Gene Ontology annotation, biological process: signal transduction. The coding region runs from base 188 to 2062 and encodes 624 amino acids.
CACACUGCGCUUAUGGCGUCAAUUUGAAAACAACGGAACUUACGAAUUUGAUCGCGUCCUUUGCAGCGUGCUCCGUUUGCUUGUUUGUUUAUUGUGAAAAUAUUAUAUUUUUGCAGUAGAACUUGUGAUAAAUCGGGGCAUUCCCUGCAAGUAAAACCCCUCCACAGUAAAACGCGGCAAACAGAAAAUGGCGCUUUCGGCCUUGGCGUCCUUUGAUGAUCUGCGACGCUGCAUGCAAGUGCUAACCGAUGGAACUGCCGAGGAGGAAUUCCUGCGAUUCCUGCGCAUGUUCGAGCAAUACCACGACAAGUGCGCUGGCUACGCGGCCGAGACGGCCAGGAUCCAAAACGAGUUGGAUAAGUCGCUGACGAAGAUGGGCGACUUGGAGGGCAAGCUCUUCCACGCGCGCCGCAUCAUCGACAUGGAGAUCAAGGCGCGUCGUCAGGCGGAACACGAACGCGACGCCAUGGAGGGCAAGAUCAUGGCCGUUGCGGAUCUGCUGCGUCACGAGCGCAAUCUAAACAACGAGACCCGAGACAAGCUGGCCUUCCUGCACACACUGCCCUGCUCAAGGAAGCGCAAAUCGUUAAACGGCGUGCGGGAGGAUAAGUCCUAUGGCGACAUCAACUCCACCGGAUCGCUGCUUUCCGAUCUGUCUAUUACACACUCUGAGGACGACUUCCUGGAUGUGCGCACAUCGAAAUCCUGGCGUGAGCACCGACCCUCGCUGCCCAAGAACACUAUUCCCUGUGUCGGCAACAAGAGAUCGCGCCUGAGUACUGGUCUAAAUGGCAGUAUGUCCGGAAACACUCCAACCACCAGUAAGUCACGGCGGUCUGGCGUGGGUAUCGGCGUGGAGCAGCAUACGGUGGACGUGGGUCAGGGCGCUGAGCGCUUUUGUGCCACUACCAAGGUAACCAUACCCCAGAAUGGGCAGGGCGUGAUUAGGGCAGAGUCGACCAUAGAGUCGCUACCGGUGAUUGGCGGAAACGAGAGGAUCGGUGACGGCCUGUCUUCAACGCCACGACGAUCUGUCCUGAAGGAGGCUACCGCUCCGCCGCUGACGCCAGUGAACGUGAUGGCCCCGCACGUAACCGAAUCCGGAACUCCGUUGCAGCACCGUCCGCUGAUGAGGAAUCACACCUUCAGCCAAAAGACAUUCUUGCGCGGGGACAACUGCGUGCAGUGCCAAAAACGCAUUCGAUUUGGGGCCGUGGGUCUGAGAUGUCGCGAUUGCCCGGUGCGCUGUCACAUUGAUUGUCGGUAUUUACUCACCGUUAGCUGUGUGCCCCAAACGGGAACACCCACGUCUAAGACCAUGACCGGCUAUGUCUCAGACUUUGCCCCAUCUAUUGCCCCAAUGAUACCGGCUCUGAUAGUGCACUGUGUCAACGAGAUAGAGGCCCGCGGCCUCACUGAGGUGGGCCUCUACCGGUUGUCGUCGUCUGAGAGGGAGUACAAGGCUCUUAAGGAACAGUUUCUGCGAGGCAAGGCCACUCCACAUUUGGGCAACACGGACAUCUACGUAUUGUGUUGUUGUGUAAAGGAUUUCCUGAGGUCUCUCACCGAGCCUCUCAUUCCUACCAGCCAGUGGAAAGAUUUUGCCAACGCCGUGCAGAAUCCCGACAUCAAUGUCGCGCAGGAGAUGCUGUACAAAUCGGUGAAGCAGCUACCUCAAGCCAAUCGGGAUACUCUGGCCUUCCUCAUACUGCACUUCCAGCGUAUUGCCCAGUGCCCCGUCGUGCUGAUGCCGAUCGAUAACAUUUCACUCAUCUUUGGCCCCACGAUUGUGGGCUACUCCACGCCAGAUCCCGACCAGCAUGCGAUCUACACAGAAGUCUUCACUCAGAAGCAGGUGAUGAAGGCCCUGCUCGAGCUGCCCGUUUCGUUCUGGGAGCAAUACAUUGUUAUAGAUGCGACAAAAGCGCCAGCAGCAGUAAUCAAGAGGGUGCCCAGCAGCAAACAUGACUUGCUGUCGCUGUAUUCCACACCCUUUAAGGGCGGCACCAUUAAGAAGCGAAAGUUUUAUGGAACGCCGCCGACAUCUGCCCACAAGAAAUAAUGAAAACAUUUGACGUGUUAUUUAAGUUUACUACAAGUAUUUGCAGUUUUUUGUUUCCGGCCAGCAAUAUCCGAGCUGUUGUUGUAUUUGUACCUAAUGCAAGCAACUUUUCUUUAUAACUAAAGCGUUCGAUUAUAAACUUAAGCCCAUUACUCUUACUAACGAAGUAUACUUAUUUUGAGAAAUAAAGUAAAAUAUGCAUUUGAGAAGGAUUAUGAGAAAUGAAAAUAAAUAAAAAUAAUAUAACCAUGUUUA